Messenger RNA from Megachile rotundata (alfalfa leafcutting bee), 5044 nucleotides. RefSeq names its product RNA-binding protein spenito (gene nito). The record is from RefSeq and is a predicted model, not a curated record. NCBI's taxonomy places the organism in Eukaryota, Metazoa, Arthropoda, Insecta, Hymenoptera, Megachilidae. Gene Ontology annotation, molecular function: RNA binding.
GUAACAAGUCUUUAGUAAAUACCAUUGAACGGGUCUCCUCGUCUUGUCAACAGCAACGUACUUGCACAUCAAUUUGCGAAUCAAUAGUUUGCAAAUGCAAGUAAUAAUAUCGUAUACAUACAAAAAAAUCAAAACAGAAUAAUUUAAAAACAAUAAAUCGUAUUAAGAAUAAAGAAUUUUUCAAAAUGUUGAAGUGAGUCACUCGAUUCAAUUUUUAUGGAAUUAUAUUUUAGCUUGGAAGGAAAUUCCGGAAGUCGAGUCAACCGCCAUUUUGUGUUCGUUGAACAGGAUAAAGACUCUGUAAAUGACGGCUUGAUUCAUUCUGAAUAAUCUUCGUGUAAUUAUUGUUCUUUUGUUUUUUUCUUCGUCAUUCGUUCGGCUUUGCCGUGUUAAGCAGCGUUGAUGAUUGGGAUUCCGCGUGACGAUCGACAUAAGAUCACGGUUAAAAUCCGCAACAAUAUGAAAAGAAGCUCCAGCCGAGAUACUCCACCUCCUCGCGUCAAACGGAGCAGAUCUUCUAUGGGACGAUACGAUGAUUCUAGUGAUGAACGAAUAACUCCUGAAAGAAUUCGCCGUCGUAGUAGUAGAGGUGCAAGAAGUCCUAGUCCGCCGACGCGUGCCUCCUCUCAUGCUCGAUACGUAGAAUCAAGUUCUCACAGAGAUGAUUAUUUAAGAGCACCUAGAGAAUUACCUCCAGAACGCCCGUACAGUUACAAAGUUCUUUGUAUCAGUUCAAUUCAUCCAAAAGCAAGUGAUGAGGUGAUUAAGGAUACUCUUUACAGAGAAUACAAAAAGUUUGGAGAUUUUUCCAUUAGAAUUUCUCAUGAGCUAGAUGAACGUGUUGCAUAUGUUUGCUUUAGAAGUUCAGAAGAUGCUAGAGAUGCAAAACAUGCUAAACCAAGAAUUAUUAUGUAUGAUAAAGUAGCACUUGUUGAACCAGUUUAUGAGAGACCUGACACUUACCGUCGUCCACGUUCGAUUACACCACCCGAUUACGAAAGAUAUUAUGCUAGAAGUCCUGGUCCAACAGACAGACACAGACCUUUAGAACGAUAUGAAAGAGUUUAUGGACCUCCAGUUGGAUUACCUCCACCACAUAGAGAAAUGAGACGUGAAGCAAUUCCACCACCUCAUCAUGAUUUUGUUCGACCUCCAAUUCAUCAUGGACCACCUCAUGUUCAUCCUGGACCACCUCAUCAUUAUGGUCCACCAAGACACAUGAUGAUAAGACAUCCAGUCCACGGAUUUGAGCGAGUGGAAAAUAAAAAGGAUAAAUUCCCUAAUUAUUUACAUCAUGUGUCUCCAGAAGAUGAUCCGCUUGCAACAAGAACUCUCUUUGCAGGGAAUUUGGAAAUCAAUAUUACAGAAGAAGAAUUGAGGAGAAUUUUUAGUAAAUAUGGAAUUGUUGAUGAUAUUGACAUUAAGAGACCUCCACCAGGGACAGGAAAUGCUUAUGCUUUCGUCAGAUUUCAAACUUUAGAUAUGGCACAUAGGUGUAAAGUUGAACUUUCUGGACAAUACAUAGGAAAAUUCCAGUGUAAAAUUGGUUAUGGAAAAGCCACACCUACUACAAGAAUUUGGGUUGGCGGUUUAGGACCAUGGACUUCUGUACCACAAUUAGAAAGAGAAUUUGACCGAUUCGGAGCAAUAAAAAAAAUUGAUUAUAUAAAAGGCGAUAGUAACGCUUACAUUUUAUACGAUUCGAUUGAUGCUGCUCAAGCAGCUGUUAAAGAAAUGAGAGGAUUUCCACUAGGCGGCCCUGACAGAAGACUGAGAGUAGAUUUUGCAGAUGUAACUCCUGGAUUUGGAUUUAAACCAAGACCUUAUCCAGAAGAAGGUGGAGAAUUUAGACCAAGGCCAGUAGAUUAUGAACCAUCUUAUGAUCCUUACGGACCAGACAGUGACUUUGGUUAUGGACCAAGAGGGUUUAGAGGUAGGGGAUCUGCUCCAUGGCAUGAAAGGAGAGGUGGAGGAAGAGGAGGUUAUCGCGGAAGUUAUCCUGAAAGUUAUAUGAAAGACGAAGCUGAUUGGUCUAGUCGCAGGCCACCUCCAGAGUUAGAAUAUGAAACUCCACGAGGUUUACGUCGGUCUUUGUCAAGAGAGCCUGGUGUAGAUCGAUCACGAUCAAGAUCUCCCCGUAGAAGACAAAUUGAUUCAGAUUCAGACUCCGAAAAUACUCGUAGUGGAAUGCUUUCUACUUCCAGAACGCUACCUGAAGUUGCCAGAAAAUCGAUAGCAGUUUGGCAAGGAGCAUUAAUUUUAAAGAAUUCUCUGUUUCCAGCUAAAUUUCAUUUAACCGAUGGUGAUACAGAAAUAAUUGAAGCUUUGAUGAAGGAUGAAGAUGGAAAACACAUGCUAAGAAUUACACAAAGACUACGUUUAGAUCAACCAAAAUUAGACGAUGUGUCAAAAAGAAUUCAAACUUCUAGUUCGCAUGCUAUUUUCUUAGGAUUGGCUGGUUCAAGUACAGUUAUUUCUACAGAUGAUGCAAAUGUGCAAACGAGACCCUUACGCAACCUGGUAUCAUAUUUGAAACAAAAAGAGGCGGCUGGAGUUAUUUCACUGCUUAACAAAGAUACAGAGGGAACAGGAGUACUUUAUGCGUUUCCACCUUGUACAUUUUCUACAGAAUUACUAAAGAGAACAUGUCCAAGCCUCAGUGAAGAAGGACUCAAGGAGGAUCACCUGGUAAUCGUCGUUGUUAAGGGGGGUAGCGCCUAAGUUUUCUUUAUAAUCAAGAGUUAAAACAUACACAUGCAUAUACUGACUAGAGUGUUUAGUAUCAUCACAUUGAAAACAUUAUUUACAGCUUUGAAAAACUGCUUUAUAUGUAACAUUUUUAAUAAGCCUAUACUGUGAAUCACAUUUUCUAUACUUAAUUUUCAUAAAUAAUUAAUUUUAAUAUAAUUUUAAGAUUUGUAAAAAUAAAAUGGUUAAUAGCCAUGUAAAAUUAUUUUAAAUAUUGCAAUGCAUAACAUUUACUGAAAUUUUCUAUUUCAGAAACGAAAAUGAAGUAUAGUAAACUUAUUAAUAUGAAGUAAUGAAUAUGAGAAAAACAAUUCAAUUUAAUAAAUUUAGAAGUCUAAAAUUAAAUACAAGUAAACAAUACUAUACAUUUUUUUAAUAGAUAACGUAAUUAUGGAGUAUGAAAAUAGAUUAAAAUGAAAACUAAAAAGAACAUAAAAAGUUGGUAAUUAAGUUUGAAUACAAAUUAUAUUAAAUUCAAAUACAAAUUAUGUUAAACUUAAACAAAUUACCAGAUUAAAAAUUAAACCUUUUCACUGUAUUAAUGUAGGAACUUUUAACAGUACUAAUUUCUAUAAAUAGAAUAAUAUUUUAUGUAAAUAAUUUUGUUUGAUUUAUAAGUAUUGCAAAUGUUAGGAAACGAAGAUAUUAAACACACAAGCUUGUAUAUGCAUCAAAAAUAUUACAUUUCUAUGAGCCUGAAUUGCUUGAACAAAAAUUAAGUUGAAAUAAUAAUAGUAAUAGUAGAAUAAAUUUGACAUAAAAUAUUUUUUUAAUUCAUUAUCGAAUGUUCUGAUUAAUACCUGUUGUAGUACCUUUUUUAAUUGUAAUUUUUUAUUUCUCUCGUUAUUAGUAUCCAAGCAAUUCAGAAUUCACUAGGUUUUGACAAAAAUAAUUAAUUAAGUUUUCCUAAUUAUCACAGGUAAUUUGUAAGAAUUUUAGAAUUAGUUUAUACUAGAAUUACAUAUUCUUAUGCGUAUAUAUACAGUUCUUUCAUAUUCAAAUGAAACCCUUUCAAAAAUUUUUUAAUUUGAUUAUUCUUUAUCGUAACAUUUUAUAUUGAAAUAUAAACAUAAAUCAAGAUGAAAAUAGAAUAUGAAAGAUCUGGUUGAACUAUAUUUGAUACAAUAAUUAAGUCUAGAUAAUUGUAAAAUUGCAUUUUAUGAAUCUAUAGAAUUAUCUGUGUGAUAUAUAUAUAUACAUAUAUAUAUGUAUAAUAAUUACUUACAUAAGUGAAUUGUGCGGACGUGUUCUGAAAAGUGAACUAAAGAAAGUGAAUGGACAACAUCCUAAAAUGACCCUCUGUGCUUUUUUCUCAGUGAAAAAGGGCAGAAUUGUUUUCUUAAAGGGACAGUGUUUGGUGAUGAAUAUUUGAAAAGCAUAGAAGAAAAAAAACAGAACGUGUACAGUGAAAUGUAAAACAAAUCCAAGUGUUUGUGCUUGACGACCAACACUGUGACGCUCUUUUAAAAUAAUAUUUUAAAAGUGCGUUACAGUAUGGCGCAACCAAAGGUGCAGUGGUUUAAUCACACAGUAGUGUUGCAGCAACAAAUAGAUGACCAUUUCGCUGAGUCAAUGCAUUCAUUAUUCCUACUUCACCUACCAAAGUUUCAGUGGCGUCAAAUGAAAAAAAUCAUUGUUACGUUAGAAAUGUAAAUAAUUUUAACAGGAAGAUGCGUUAAUAAUUUCAGUGGUAUUUAAAGAUAUAACAACUAGAACAGAGUUCACUAGAACAGAGAAAUUUUCCAGGAAGAAAUAUUUUGGUUAAUUUCAGUGGGAUUAACAAAAAAUUUGUUAUGUAGACAGCUUAGUUAUGUCACUUCAAAAAUGCAUGCUGUGACUUGGCAUAUAGUCACAUGGGUUUUGAACACAAGUUUUCUCGUGAAGUUGAUCGUGAAUUUGGUGAUGUGGUUUUUCUUGUUUUGUCAAGAAGAUUCUUCCCAUCUUGCUUAGAUUGAUUGUGCAAUUAGUGUUUUCUGUGGUCUGUGGCCAUUUCUGGUUCUUAAUUUCUAAACAGUAAUCUAACAUUAAAAGGAAAAAAUAGAGUUUCUAUAUUUUGAUUUUCUCAAAAACAUUUGUGUCAAAUUUAAAAGUGAAGAAUAGUCUGUGCUGUUUCAGUGUAUUCUGUUAAAUUCUUUUUAAAUUCAUUAAAACUUUUAAAUCUAUUAAAAUUAAAGAAACAAAAAAGAAAGAUUUGUUUCAGAGCCACCGUGACGAAAGGAUAGAAGGAUAGAAGAAUCCAUCUACCAUCUACUGUAUUUUACAUGUUGUAUGAAUAAAUCACAUAAAUUGGCAAAUA